Molecule: messenger RNA, 5299 nt
Organism: Biomphalaria glabrata
Lineage: Eukaryota; Metazoa; Mollusca; Gastropoda; Planorbidae
Product: tripartite motif-containing protein 2-like
Exons: 3
Coding region: 402-1346 (314 amino acids)
Biological process (GO): proteasome-mediated ubiquitin-dependent protein catabolic process; protein polyubiquitination
Molecular function (GO): protein binding; ubiquitin protein ligase activity
Source: RefSeq, a predicted model, not a curated record
UCUUGCGUUCCUCUAUGCGGACGUCAGAAAUGGAUGACCCGUUUUUUUAAAAGAAAAAAAAAGGUUAGAAACGGGUUACGUGUGUGGGUGGAGAAAAAAGAGAAGCUUUUGGAGAGUGGGAGCGCAAGGCGCGCAUGUGUAAGAUACUCAUUGAUCAUCUGAAUUCACACAACGUGGAGAGCAAUCGAUAUGGCGAAAACAUUUGGCAUUGUGUGAACAAGGAAUGCCUUGACUAUGUUACAAAGGACUUGUAGACCAAAGUCAACUUCCAAUGUUUCAUAGAAAGUGCUCAUCUGGUCACAAGAAAUGACCAUCUGUCAAGUACAAACAAAAUUAGAUACAUGGAGAAAAAGACUUCAAGUGACCUAAUUUUUUGUCUGAAAUUAAAAAGCUAAAGAAUAAUGUAUUUCUUAAAACGCCUAACAAAAUCAGAUACCAUCUUUAACAAGACGGAACUAGAUCAAGGCAAAUUGUGGAAAAAAAUUGGAAGGAAAGGCCAAGGUCGAGGUCAAUUCGAUAUGCCAUGUGGUGUGACAACUACAAAGUCUGGUGACGUCAUUAUCGCGGAUACUGAAAACCACAGAGUUCAAAUUUUUAAUUUUGACGGCGUGUUCAAAUCAAAAUUUGGAAGUAAAGGUUCAAAACCAUCUCAACUUUGUUAUCCAAUGGGCGUAGCUGUCACAUCUAGUGAAGAUGUAGUUGUAACAGACAGCGUCAAUGCAGCAAUUAAGUUGUUUAGCAUAGAUGGUACUCUCAAAAUGUGUUUCACUCAGCAGGCAGCGGUAGAAUUUCCUCACGGAAUAUGUGUCACAAUCGAUGACCAUAUUAUAUUCACUGAUAUAUGUAAACAUUCUGUCACAGUUCUACAACCAAACGGAACUAUCAGCCAUAUUUUUGGCAAAUAUGGUGACGGCCCUCAAGAAUUCGAUCAUCCUUACUGUGUCACCACAAACUCAUCGAAUCAGAUUAUUGUCUCCGACACGGGAAACAACUGUGUCAAAAUAUUCCAUUUUCAAGGCAGGCUACUGCGUUGCUUUACAUCUUUAGAUUUUCACCUUCCUUCUGAAAAUUUCGUUUCGUUGUUUGGAGUCUGUACAGACAGCGAUGAUAAUACGCUUGUUGUAUGCAACAGUGGAGUGUAUAUUUUGACCAAAAAUGGGCGUCUAUGGGAAGUACUAACCUCUGAUGAUGGUCUUACAACACCGAAGUGCAUCGCGUUUUCUCAAGGCCGGCUUAUUGUGACUCAGUCGGGAUAUGAUGUUAAGCAUGAGGUGUGCAUAUAUCGCUAUAAUAAAGACGAUUUUAAAUCUCUUAACACAUUGCUAUACUAUGCUAUAUCCAUAUAAUUACGUCCUAUUACAAUUUCCAAAAACAAAAUGCAAUUUGUUCUUAUCCAGUUCAAAAUAAUUAAACUUUGCUAGAAUUUUUCUAAAACAUUUCUACAAUAUAUUUUGUAUGUUGUUGUUUUUUUGGGCGGCCCUCGAAAGGAUAGUGAAAAUCCGACAUUAUAAUAUUUUAGACCAUUCAAAGUUCUGAUGCAACGGCUACUUUUUUCUUUUCUGAAAGCGAAAAAUCUAAUUUUUAAAAUCACUUAUGCAAGCAGUAUUUUUCAUAAAAAUGAACCACUUUUACAACUAUUUAUUAUUAAUAGUAACAAACAUUGAAGUCUCUUUAGUAGGGGAAAUGGCCAUUUACCAUAUUUUUACCAACUUUAUGCAAACGGUUUUAGUUUUUUUGUCAAAAAAAUUUUUUCCCAAAUAUAUUGCUAAGUACAAUAAGUUCUGUCAUAUUGACUACUACAUUUACACAAAAGAAUAUUUUCUUUUUUUAAAGAAAAAAAAUCUGUUUAGUAUGCAUAUAUGUUGGACAUAAUUUAAAACAACAAUUAAUUAGUAGUUUAUCAUUAUCUCGUGAACUACCCUGUAUCGCAGUGAGAACCCGAACUAUAUACAUACGGAAACGUUUUUGUUUUUCUGAAGAAUAAGAGAUUGUCCCUUUACAAAACAAUUAGAGCACUUAUACAUUCAUUAUAAGACAUUAGUUAGGCCAGAUUCACAUCUAACUUCAUAUUCACUUUCACCUAUCCUUUGGUCUGUGGAGCGCUGGGGAACCACACAAGAUCCGUUAACCUUCUUUCUCCAUUCUUCUCUGUCAUUUGUCUUUGAUAGAAUUUCCUUCUGAUGUUCUUUCUGAAAAUAUUGAAACCACUUCGAGGGCCGAUUUUGAGUUUGUGUUUCCACAUAAACUGUCUUUGUAACCUUGAUUCUUUUCUUUUUUUUAGUAAUUAAGUCAAAUUAGGCUUUACUUAUUAUUGAUAACAUCUUUCUUAUAUUUAUACCUUAUUUUAUAUCUUUGUCAGAUUUAUACAAUUCAUAUUGGCCCUUUUUUCUUCCAAUCAUGUACAUACACUUUCUUUUUAAAUUAUUAAUCUUGUACUUUGUAUUAUGAAUACAUUUCCGGUAAUAAAAAAUAUGAAAUCUUUCUAGUUUUCCUUUUUUUUAAAUACUUUGACACAUACAAAAUAAAUAAAAUUACAAUUUAAAAUUCUUCUUCCUUCUCCAUCAACCACCUGGCCCAUCAUGUGACCUGACAGCCAUAGUCUUUCUCUCUUCAUAAGGCAAAAGUCCUAAUAAGUAAUUUUUUUUUAAUACACAAAGGCUCUUUAAAAUGGGAUCUUUUAUUUCAAGGAAAUCCUUGUAGGGAUUUCUGUUGUUUUUUUUUUUUGUUGUCAACAACAUAAUGUGACAGUAAUGUUUAUCUCGGUGAUUAGUUGAUUUCAGAUAUUGCUCAAUUGUCUACACUGUACAUGUGAUACUAGCUUCUUUCAUAUUACUCCGUAUUCAUUUAGUCCUUCAAAAUAUUUUUUUUCUUUUGUAAUUGUUUAUUACUUAAUUAUUUGAAAACUCUAGCUAGAAUGCCAACAGUUUAGUUACAGUUCCAUAUGCUUUAUUCUACUUGAAAGUGUGUGAAUUACUUCUUCUUCUACACACACACAGACAUAUAUAUAUAGUUCGUCCAUCGUGGUUCGAUGAUAACCACUUUGUCAUCCAGGGGACUGAGGGUUUUGCACUGGGGUUUUAUGCCUCCUCAUGUGGCUGGUGAGACCUAUGUGAGCCCGGAAUGUUCGGCUGCACACUGGGCAGGUUAUUCCAGCUGGAGCUAGUGUCGUUUGUCUUGCUUUUCUUCUCUGGCGAUUUUCCUCUGCCAGCGUUGUUCUCUUUUCCUCAGCAACCUGUGCGCCAGUUUUCACAGCGCGACGCCAUGAUGCUCUGUCAUGUGUCUAUGUCUCCCAGGAGGCUGGAUCUAUGCUGAACGCCUCACUUUCCUUCACUUGUAUGGCCAACUAAGCGAAGGAAAGCGCUCUUUUACAUAUAUAGCUCCUAUGUCCUCAAUUGGAUCGGUAAUAGCAGGAAGGUUUUCUCUCCUUGUGAUGAAAAUCCGGAUGCAAAGUAUUUAUUUAGAAAAUUAACUUUAUAUUAUGAAUUUUUGAUGGAAAAUUCUUGUUUCCCUCUUCUUAACAUCGAUGUGGUAACAUUGAUUUUUAUUGUGACUAUGAGAUAUUCAUAAUUUUGGUGGUCAUCAAAUUUUAGGUUUGUAUUUUAUAAAUAAGUAAUAUACAAAUACUUUAUUGAAAUGUUAUUGACACCUGAAUUAAUUAAAUUAAUUUUAUUUUGGAGAAAGAUUUGCCAUCUAGGUCCAAGGCCUGGUGUUUUUAUUUAGUUAUUUAUUUUAACAAAUUAUCAAAAAUUCGAGGGAUAAUAUGGCAACGUCUUACACAAAGAUGAACUUACGACUUUAUGAAAGUUCUUUGAAGAAUACAUUUCAAAAUAACAGCAAAUGUCUUGUGUCAGAAUAUGAUAGAAACUAUUCUGUUGUACAUCUUUAUAGGGACAACUGUUAUGCAAUAGCAACACAAAAAAUGUCCGCGACGUCUUACACAAAGAUGAAAUGAUGACGUUCCCACCUAUCCCAGACGUACUUGUGCUAUAUUAUCUGAAAUAGUGCUCACAUAAUAAAAUUGGCCAGCGCUGCCUCCUUAUUUAUUAAACUUAAUUGGACCUGCGACUAGACUUUUUUUUUUACCAAGAUUCCUCUUGGUGCUCUCUGAUUUCAACAAAACACUUAAAUGUCUGCCCGCCCCACCUUUUUUUUUUUUUACUUUUACUUUUGACAUGCGAUCUUCUUAUUAUGAUAAAAAAAAAAAGCAUUGCAGACAACAGGAGAGAAUUUCUGAAGCUCAGAAUGCAUGAAAACGGUAAACGUUUGAGCAAUUUUCUUUUCGACAAUUUGCUAUAAAAGUUGUGUAUAUUUAAGGAUUUGCUAUUGAUUUAUUGAUGUCUUCCAGUGAAUUUCAGGGCUUUUAAAAUCUCAUUUAAUGAUAUAAAAUAAUGGAUAUAUUGUUUUAUUUGUUAUGAAUGUAAGCCUACUCUAGGCUUCAAAUGGGAAGGGGGGUUUCAAUAUUUAAUGUCUUUUAGUAGGAGUUUAAAAUUAGUGUGUGUUUGUGUGUGUUGUGAAAUAAGCGUGUUGUUUUGUUUACAGCUAAUAAAACUCAUUCAUGUUUUCUUCUUACCAACUCUUCUAAAAAGUCGCAGUUGAAUAUUUCUGAAUUGUACAUUUAUCCAUGGUCAUAGAAUUAUAUAUACUAUAUCUAGACUGGACAUGGAGACUUUUGAACAUUACACAAAAUGAUCGCUCGUGAACAUUUUGUUAAAAGCUGAAACAAGGCGUUGUUUUGUCAAGUAGUUCAAAGAAGUAAAGACUACUUUUUUUCAAUCCUAACCUAUGUAACAUAUAAUUUAAUUUUUAGAUCUAGAUCUAGUAAACGAACAUCAAUAAUAAGUGUACUCUCGUCUCGUAAUUAUUAUUUUGCAAUUUUUAGAUACACAAUAUUCUUUAUCAAAAGACUGAAUGCAACACUAAAUUGUGAUUUUUUGUGUAUUUUUGAUAAUCAAUUACUAGAUCUAAAUCUAAAAAAUAAAAUUAUAUGUUACAUAGGUUAGAGUUAAAAAAAAAACAACGUUACUUCUUUGAACUACUUUACAAAACAACGCCUUGAUCCAACUUUCUACAAAAUGUUCACGAUCGAUCUGUCGCGGAUAAGAAUUUAUUUCCAGUUUCCAGUCUGGUAGUAUAUAUAUAAGUCUAUGUCCACAUUGUGUCUUAUGCUUGAGUGUAUGCCUUUUUUAUAUUGUGUUUUUAAUUACUUGAUUAACAGAUGUUAUCAUUGUUUUAGAUGUAAAAACAAAAAGACUUUUUUGAACCUUUUUAGUGCACUUAAAUAAACAUUUCAAAUAUUGUU